Messenger RNA from Elgaria multicarinata webbii, 5402 nucleotides. RefSeq names its product zinc finger DHHC-type palmitoyltransferase 20 (gene ZDHHC20). Gene Ontology annotation, molecular function: palmitoyltransferase activity. The transcript is spliced from 14 exons. Bases 65 to 1231 code for a protein of 388 amino acids. NCBI's taxonomy places the organism in Eukaryota, Metazoa, Chordata, Lepidosauria, Squamata, Anguidae. The record is from RefSeq and is a predicted model, not a curated record.
CGCAUCGGCGAGCUGAGAGGUGGUGCUGGUGGCGGCGGUGGCAGCAAUAACAGCGGCAGCACAGAUGGCUCCUGCGGGCGGCGGCAGCGGCUCGGCGGCGAGGAAGAUGGCGCCGUCGCACGUCCUCAAGUGCUGCCAGAAGGUGCUGGCGUGGGUGCCCGUGGCCUUCAUCGCCCUGGUCGUGGCCUGGUCCUAUUACGCCUACGUAGUGGAGCUGUGUGUGUUUACAAUUACCUCAACUGGAGAAAAAGUUGUCUACCUUGUGGUUUUUCAUCUGUCGUUUGUCAUGUUUGUGUGGUCCUAUUGGAAGACUAUUUUUACAUCUCCCGCCUCCCCUUCCAAUGAGUUCUGUUUGUCCAAAACGGAUAAGGAGCAAUAUGAAAAAGAAGAGAGACCAGAAUCUCAGCAGGAAAUUCUGAGAAGAGCUGCUAAAGACUUACCUGUCUAUACCACAACAACAUCAAGAGCCAUAAGGUACUGCGACAGAUGCCAGUUAAUCAAGCCUGAUCGAUGUCACCACUGUUCUGCCUGUGACUUAUGUGUACUGAAAAUGGAUCAUCAUUGUCCUUGGGUGAAUAACUGCGUGGGAUUUUCUAACUACAAGUUUUUCCUCCUGUUUUUAUUUUAUUCCCUCCUGUAUUGUCUAUUUGUUGCUUCUACAGUUCUGCAGUAUUUCAUAAAGUUUUGGACACUUUGCCGCAGGAAAUCUGCUGAGAAUUGUCCAAAGAAUGAACUCCUAGACACACAUGCAAAAUUCCAUGUUCUCUUCCUUUUCUUUGUGGCUGCCAUGUUCUUCAUCAGCAUACUGUCACUCUUUAGUUAUCACUGCUGGCUGGUUGGCAAAAACAGAUCAACAAUAGAAGCUUUCCGGGCACCCAUGUUUCGAAAUGGACCUGACAAAAAUGGCUUCUCUCUUGGAUGCAGUAAAAACCUGCGACAGGUUUUUGGAGAUGAGAAAAAAUAUUGGUUACUACCAAUUUUUACAAGCUUAGGAGAUGGCUGUAACUUUCCAACACGUCUAGUGAUUAUGGAUCCAGAGCAACUUACUGUUUCAAGCCAAAAUGAACCUGCCAAAAGCUCUGGUCCCAGUCAGCCAUUUCCUACUAGGCCACUCAGUGAGUCUCAAAAUCGAUUGCUGGCCAAUGAAAACCAGUGGGUGGAAGCCGGUUCAGAAGAUGAAAAUGCUAAAUCAGGUAUAAAAAAACAUAUUAUAGUUUCGUUGGAGAGCUGAUCCUGAUUUCAGUGUCCAUCCCUCUCAGUGGUUGGAGGGAAAAGGUUUCUACAAUACAUUUGUGCUUGGAUAUUACUUAAUUUUCUAAGGAAGACACUGAUAUAUCAAUGGAACAGUGCCAGCAUGUUAACAGGAUAUGAAAAAUGAAACCCUUGAUGGUAUCCACUGGAUGCUUAUAAGCACUUGCAGAACAGGAAGUCUGAUGCCUUAAGAUUCUUGAUGUGCGUUUUUGCAACAUGGACUUAAGCCGCUACAAGGGCCAAAUGCCCUGCAAGGGUGUGCAAGACUCUAGAAGUGCAGAAACUAUGCAUUCCAACUGCACUCCACUGGAGGGGACCGAUUCUGCAAAGUUCACAUGAGAGGCAAUGCCAUGCCAGUGUCAAACAGGAGUUACUUUCAUAGCAAGUCUAUAGGAGGAAGGUUGGGUGGGGGAGGGAAGUAAGUAUGCUAUAUGACCAUUGCAUUUGGCCAUUGGUACUGCACAGUCGAGUUAUGUGUGGCUCAAACAUCAUCUGGUGGACUAGUGGUAUGGUGCGAUUUUGCUUUCUCCACCUCCAUUAUCAGAUAACAAGUGUUAUUGGUAGGUGUUACUAACCAAGCAACCUAUCACCCUGGCUUUUUAGUCCCCUCUGAUAUUGAAGUUCUCUUCCUUCAGGCUUGCUUUGUUGCAAUGCAGACUCAGACAAGCAAGGUUUCUCAUUUGUUUGUUUGCUUCAGAAUUAGUCCCCACUGGCAGCUUGGUACAUUAGUCUGGAGAAUUAAUUUUUUCUUCUGUUCUUUUAAUAUAUUUUUAAAGAGAACCUUUUAAUUUCCUUUAAAUAUGUUUAAUCUAAGUCAUAUCAGGAAUAUACUUCAUUAACAUGACUUCUUCGCCUCCCAUCCUAGAAAUUUUUACCUGAAUAUUCUUUCUAAUUUGUUUUGACUGGUAAUCCCAAUUUAAAAUCCUUUCUGAAGCCAGCUGAUUGUUCAAGUCUUCUUUCAGACCAAGUCCAGGGAUCAUCUGCUUCCUUUUCUUUAAGAGAAAGGAAGCAGAUUACGUACUUUUUUUGUGGGGCUGGAUUUCACAAGGAUCUUUAUGGGAACAUUCCUUGAGUAAGGUGGGAAAGAAGGCACCAAAGGAAGAAAGAGAAUCUUGUUCUCUACUGUACCUGAUUUCUUGUCCAAGACCUUACUCUCUCUGUCUUUCUCCCUUUCUCCAAUGUCCACACUGACCCUUGGAAUCGAGUCUUGUCCUUUAGACACAAAUGGCUAUCUGAACAAGUAAUUCCAGAAAUACUACGAAUAACUGUGGUGGCUUCAACUCGAUCAGUUCACUAAGGGCUGUAAGGUUCUUUAUUCUUGACUCAUAAAUGUCCAGCCAAGAGCAGAAUGUGCAUAAGGCUUCCUCUCCUUCUCUCUCCAUCCACCAACCCGUCCUUCAAGCAGAGCGCUGGUACCUCUACUCCAAGGAACAGACUGGCAGAGCUAUGAUGUUCCUCCUUGGUUGAAUGGAGGUGAUUGCGCAUCAUUCUGUCUUGAUGUGUACAUUUUAAUCCCCUAUCAUAAACUGAGUAUUGACGGCUCAAAGCCUGUUGAAGUUCCAUAAAAACAUCUCAAAGUAUCUUGGUUUAAAUUCUAUUAUGUGUGACGCAUACAAAAGAAAUUUGCCCCACUCUGCAAAUCCUAGGCAACAUAAUGGGGGUGGGAGAAGAGGGCUUAUAGACAAAGUAACUUCAUAGUUUGCAAAAAGUGUUACAUAUUUUAUAGUCAGCUGUCCUGGGCUGGUUUGUAAAAGAGGGAAAAGCUAAAAUAGCUUAUGCUGCCUUUGUGCCUAUCCAAUCACAAAGCACUGAGUCCUAUGCUCUUCUGUGCUAUAAAUGUAUGAUCAGGCUCAGGACUUUCAAUGCUAACAUUAACCCCUGUUCCUUUAGUCAGAUAAUGGGAUUUGGGCCCGUGCCUAUCAAUGUGAGUGCAAGGGGGAAGGAAGCUUUAUGUGGCACAAGAGCUCUUUCAGGUAGCUUCUCUAGGUUAAAUGGGGAUGAAUAGACAGUGAGUCUGCUGAUUGAGUACCUAUGACCCCACAAUUCCAGCUAGCUACAAAUCCUCUGCCCCUUAAAUUUUGAGGCAAGUGCAAUGCCUUGUUUGUCGUUUCUGAAUACCUAUGCCAAAUCAUGCACAUAUCAGUGGUAUUUGUCAAUAACUCAAUUAAAGCAGAUUUCUUCUUGCAGUAUGUUAAUAAACACGCAGCAUACAUGAAAUGAAUGGUGACAGGGUUCUCUUGUAAAGUGUACAUAGGAAUAAAGGCCCAUCUGCACUUACACGAAUAUUGGGUGUCCACAUAUUUCUGAUAAUGCAUUCCUUUUUCAUUGUUGCUAUGGGGGUAACUUAAAAAUGUGUCAAUGCUUUGUAUUUUAGAUUAUUCUGCAGUCCUUAAACCACUUUGAAAAGGUCCUAUCAAUUACUUGUGAAACUGUCUGUAUAUUGGAUCAGAAGAACUUGUUCAGUGUCUAAAAUGUAUUUAAUAUGCGAGUAUCUUACCAGUAUCACAAAAUUGUACCAAAGAAUAUACUGUGUAAUGUUUGUUGAUUAUACUGAAAGAUAUGCUCACAAGUUUUAUUUCAAUGCCUUCUCAUCAAAGCAUUUUGCUGGUGAUUUGAGGAACUUAGAAACAAUUUACUGUAUGCACAUGUUUUUAAUACUAGUAAAUAAAUCUUGCAUCCUGCAAGCACAGUUACAUUCCUUGCUGCUGUGGGAAGUCCCUUACCAGUCUUUUUUGAGUUCUGAUUUUAUUAAGGUACUUGCUGGCUGCAUUUAUGAGUUACAAUUUAUGUUGCAGCUUGGGGGUGAGAAGUGUAAAGAAAAAAGUAUUUUCUAUUAUUGUGGUUUCUUACACCAAGAACUUGUAACUACUAAAAAAAAGUCUAAAAACAGGACUUUUUAAAACCAAAUUUCCAUCUUUCGCUAUAGAACUAAUGCACUAACAAUUGAUAUCUCCUAUGAUUGAAUAAGUCAGUCAGUCAAGAUGAUCCAAGCAUCUUUUCAUAAAAUGAUGCCAACUGUAAUAUACAAUGUGAAGUUAGAUCUUAGCUACCUAACAAUGCAACCUUUGCCAUCUGUGUUGAAAAACAUGUUUUCAGUUAGUCUUACUAUCCAAUAUAUGUUUUCCAGACAUUACUUGAAUCUUGUAAAUUGUAGGAAAAGUCUAACCAUGUUUACAAAAUAAAUGAGUUUGGGAAGAUCCUUCAGCAGUGAGAUGAAUGGCUCAUAACUUGGUCACAUGUUAAGAUAGCAUCAGGAUCUUCUUUCAUGGUACCAAAGAAUUAGGAAAUUAUAUCAGAUGUGUAGGUUACAUUAUGUUGCCAUUCUGAGGACUUCUAGAAUUAUACCAGGAAAACUUUAGGGUAAGUGGUUUAAGGAUUGCAGCCCUUUUUUUACCUCAAUCCUAAUUUUACCUGGAAGUCCUAGUGAUUUCAGUGGAGAUAAUUUACAAGUACAUGGUUUAGGAUUGCAGGUUGUAGUGUAUAACAGAACUUCUGUCCACUGCAUCUGUUCACUGCAGAACUUCUGUCCACUCCCAAGUGUAAAUUACAUGGCCAUAAAAGUGGUGCCCUUAAUUUAUCUAGGGUUGCCACAACCUGUGUGUUUGCCAGUGGGUAUGUCAGAUACAUUGCACUGUAUUUAUGACAAAAGUGUAUGCAAGUAUUUUACAUAAAUAUAGUUAUUUCAUUGUACUAAAAGUAAACUUGCAAGUUUUCACAUUCAAAUUGGUAUGAGGUUAUUUAGAGGAUAUAUAAUGUGAAUGAUGCAUCUAUUACGUUGCAGAUAGGAAUAUUCCUAUGCACAAAUAAAACAUAUUGCCAUUAAUAGUUUAAUAAUUCAAAGUGACUUUUUAAAUGGAAUUUUAUAAAUAAAGAUAGAAGAAUAACAAAUCACUUUGCCUGAAAUUUUCAUAUUUUUAACUGCACCUUGUAAUAUCUUUCAUGUGUAUUUUCCAUCAACGUAAUAAUUUUAGGUCAUGUUGAGUAUUUUGUAUAUCAAAGUACAGACUUCCAUUCAUGUCUUAAUUAUAACUCCUGUUCAAGAAAAAUAAUGCAUCAUCUUUAAGCACUUCCUUGCCAAAGUGGUGAUACAUUAACAGAUUAUGACACAAUGAAUGCAAAAGAAGCUAAAUAAAUAAAUACAUUGGAAAUAA